AGAUAAUAUUCUAUUAAAUUCUAUUGUCGCUUUGGGCUCCAAAAUGGCACAGCAUUACCAUCAGCACGACCGUCAGCCAGCGCAGUAUCGGACGCUGAUCGUGCUGGACAACAGCCACGCAGCGCGAUCCGACACUCUCGCUGCUCGCUUUGAGCUAGGUCCAAAGGGAUCGCCGCAGGCUGUGCGCAGUCCGUGGUCGUUUCAGCUCGAAGGCGCGCUCGAGUACUGCCGCAUUGCGUUCGACCUCUUCCCAACCCGUGCAAAGGUUUGUGUGGUCGCAGCGAACGAUGUCGAUGGAUUGGUGCCACUGAACAAUUGGCAAUGGUCGGCGCAAUCAACAACCGCGAUCAUUCAAGGAGGUGUUGCGGCAUUGGGUCGUGCCCCACCACCAGCAGCUCUGUUUACACUUGCUCAAAUCAUCCCGCUUGCCGUUCAGUUCAUGCAAGGAUCACACACGUCUGGCUUGUUGACAGAUCCGCCACGACAUGAACCUCGGCAACAGUCGUCGUCGUCGUCGUCCUAUGCUGAUGCGCCUGUCAUUCACACCCGCAUUCUUAUCGUUACAGCAACCGCAGCAGCUUGGAAUGGGUUUUUGCCGGCUCCAACUCAAACUCCAACGCUCGAAACCAAUCCUUCCUCCACCGUGGUCAACGAUCCUAUCUUUACAGCCCGCUUGCUCGUAGAUACAGCCAUUGCGCAAUUGGCUCCGUCGCCAGCCGCACAGGAAUGGCUGGCUGGCUUGCAGUUUUACAUUAUUUCUUGCACUUCGGCACUCCCGCCAGUGGCAGACCCGGCCAAACUCCUUCCGGGUGGUGUGCACGGCGAUUCCACGCCCUUUUUAACGUAUGCCUCGAGCGACUCGGUCGGGACGCUGUGGAUUGCUUGCCCCGUACUGGCUCGCAUCCACUUUGGUCUGCGCACAUUGCGCGUGAUGGGUGCCCCGGGCUCUCGUCCCUCUGGCUCUCAUGAGCCACUUCAAGAUGUCAACUUUUACUAUGCUGCUGAAAACCAUGCUGCAGAGAGUCUGCUUGAACUUCAGUCCCGCGCACCCAUUCCCAAAUCCCUAACGUCGUCGUCGUCUCUGCAUGCAUGGUACUUUUCCAUGAUGUUGGUCUCUGACCUGUCAACUAUUCCGACGACCCUCCUGUCAAACACGCUCGCAGCUGCAAAUUCAGCAACAGGAGCUGGCUCUGAAGAUUCGUCUGCCCCUUCGUCGAGUGCACCCUCCCCUGUUGCUGCUGCUGCUGCUGCUGCUGCUGCUGCGCCAUCAGCGGAUCAGGACAGCAAGGUGGAUAUGCGCCUCCAUGGCUUCGGUCGGUAUGGAGCGCUGACGUGUGACGCGCGGCAUUUGGAAAAGAGCAAAGUUCCGCGCUUGUCUCUUCCUUGCUCGUGUGUCCAUGCCAUCACCCCUGUAACUCUGGGGCUGCAAGCUGUUGCGGGCACCAUCAAGUACACUGCAACCGUGACCUUGCUGCUGAUUGACAGCUCUACCACACACGAUGGGACGUUUUCCAUCCCCAGCAUCACCCAUCUCGUCAUGAAUCACAACGGCAGCCUCUUCCUUCAUUGCGUCAUGCCCAACGCCCUCUUGGCGGAUGUGGCUGCUCGUCCUCCACCUCCUUCUGCUCUAGCAGCCGCUCGUUCAUUUGAUCGCAUUAUGCGAAACUCGCUCCUCGUUCCUGCUCGCGAGGCGAUCGGUCCCGAUGCGCCCUUUUCCCGGCUCUCCCAGUCCUUGUCUGCGCGCAUCGACGCUGCUGAAGAAACUGCGACCACCACUGCGUUACUUGAAAGGGCGACACGCCGAGUUCCUCGUCUCGAGAAUCAAACAUCGUUGUACUCUGUCCUGAAUAACGAACUUGGCACACUCGCACAGCCAUUACUUGAAGAGCUUCUUCCAACAAUCGUCAAUAGUGUUCCGCUGACGCGGACCCAGGUGGACGAGCACAUUCAACGAUUAUUUGAGUCCUUCCAAUUGCAGUCGCCAGGAGUGACUGCGAUUGGCUUGCCGUUGAAAACGUGCCGGUUGUUCUGGCUCGAAUUGCGCGAAAUGGCCUGGGCGCUGGAGAGCCCUGGAGCUCGUGCUAUUGUGGAAAGCAUGGAUCGGCGCUUCCAGCCCGUCGUGCUGGCGGAAUGGAACCGUCUCUUGCAAGAAGAACGAAACGACGAGGAAUCGCAGGCUGCCAACUCCCGCGGCAAGCGACGACGAGAAGAAGACGGAACAACGACCGACAGCGCCUCCAAGCGUGCUCGCGAAUCCCUUGCCGGACCCAACCAGUCCUCGUCCGAUGCUGCAGAGGCUGGCUUUGCAACCCUCGACAAGUACGAGGCGAUGAGUGUGCGAGAGCUACACGACAUGAAUACCAGCGACCACAACAAUGCUCACCAACGAUUCGGGGCGAGCGCCAGCCAUCCGACGCUCGCACCAGCACCAUUGCUCCCUGGUCCGUCGUUGCUGGCAGGCCCGCCCGUAGGCAUUCCCGCAUUCCAAGAGAAGAAUUAUUUCAGCGCGUCCUCCAGUGGAAGCGGCUCGUCAUUGCUGGCAGCGGAUGUACCGGCCAGCUCUGUACUUGUUCCCGGAUCGAGCUCGCUGGUUGCAUUGCUCCAAGCCAACCAUCGCCGCGCCAAUCCACAAACGUUCGCGCCCGAUCGUCUGUUUCUGCAGCGGAGCUGAGUCGGGAUUGGUGCGUUUGAUUGUCAAACACCGUCUCAAUAAAUGCAAUAGCUGAA
Molecule: messenger RNA, 2727 nt
Organism: Capsaspora owczarzaki ATCC 30864
Lineage: Eukaryota; Filasterea; Ministeriida; Capsasporidae
Exons: 7
Coding region: 44-2671 (875 amino acids)
Biological process (GO): centrosome localization; regulation of mitotic cell cycle
Cellular component (GO): integrator complex
Source: RefSeq, a predicted model, not a curated record